CGCAUCAAGCGCUCCGUUCUUUAACCACGUACCUAUCUUGAUUUAAACGAAAUACCUAAAUUAUACGAUUUUAAUUAUUGUUUUUAUUAAAUAUUUAUACAUUUAAAAUCAAGGUGAUUUUGUAAAAGAGAAAAAGUAAUACGAAAACGAUGAUUAUUUUGCUGAUAUGGACCGCAGUGUUCAUAGCAGUGGUAGCGCUAUACUUCCGCCAGGUCUACUCCAGAUUCAGCAAAUAUGGGGUGAAACAUAUGAAAGUGGUACCAUUCUUCGGUAAUAUGCACCGGAUUAUUUUGCGCAUGGAUAACUUUAGUGAAGAUCUUGAUAGAAUCUACAAUACGUUCAGUGAAGAAAGAUUUGUCGGAAGAUACGAAUUUAUGAAACCCAUUGUGUUGAUACGAGAUCUUGAACUUGUGAAAAAGGUAACCGUCAAAGAUUUUGAACAUUUCCUAGACCAUCGAGGAUUUACUGAUGAAACAGUCGAACCAUUGUUCGCGAGAAAUUUAUUUUCUCUGAAAGGUCAGGAAUGGAAAGACAUGCGUUCGACUUUGAGUCCAGCUUUUACAAGUUCGAAGAUUAAGCUGAUGGUGCCGUUUAUGGAAGAAGUGGGCAAACAGAUGAUACGAGCUUUGGAGAAGAAGAUAAAAGACUCUGACACUGGUGCUAUCGAAGUAGAUUGCAAAGACUUAACAACACGUUAUUCUAACGAUGUGAUCGCCUCUUGUGCAUUUGGCCUAAAAGUUGACUCCUAUACCGAAGAGGAAAAUAAAUUCUAUGAAAUGGGAAAGAAAGCCUCCACUUUUAAGUUUAAACAAAUGCUGUUAUUCUUUGCUCUCUCUACAUUUCCUGCUCUUGUCAAGAGAUUGAAAUUAACAUUAUUUUCAAACCAAACGAAAGACUUCUUUGUGGAAUUAGUGAUGAGUACGAUGAAGGACAGGGAAGCGCGUCACAUCAUCAGACCCGAUAUGAUACAUUUGCUAAUGGAAGCUAAGAAAGGACAAUUGGUACACGAUGAUAAGAAUGUGAAUGAAGAUCAAGACACCGGUUUUUCAACUGUCGAAGAAUCGUCUAUUGGAAAGAAAAGUACUGAUAGAGUUUGGUCAGAUAUUGACCUUAUCGCCCAAGCGGUAUUAUUCUUCAUCGCUGGCUUCGACACGAUUUCAACUGCAAUGUCCUUUGCACUACAUGAACUGGCUCUUCACCCUGAGGUUCAGGAACGCCUCGUGGAAGAGAUCAGGGAGCAGGAUGCCAAAAAUGGUGGAAAAUUGAACUUGACUUCGAUUCAAAACAUGAAUUACUUAGACAUGGUGACGUCAGAAGUGCUACGCUUAUGGCCACCUGCUUUAGCAUUAGACAGGAUUUGCGUAAAGGACUACAAUUUGGGAAAACCCAAUAGCAAAGCCACAGAAGACUACAUUAUAAGGAAAGGUGAACUUUUAUCGGUACCGGCGUGGGCUUUUCACCGCGAUCCAGAAUUAUUUCCUGAUCCCACGAAGUUUGAUCCUGAACGUUUCUCUGACGAAAACAAACACAGAAUCAACUCCAUGGCAUACAUGCCUUUCGGUCUUGGUCCUAGAAACUGUAUCGGAUCUAGAUUCGCCUUGUGCGAGCUGAAAGUUCUGCUGUACCAGAUUCUCCUGCACUUAGAAAUAUCUCCAUCAAAGAAAACUUGUAUACCCUCAAAACUUUCGACUGAGUCAUUCAAUCCCCGCCUCGAGGGCGGCCACUGGUUGCAGUUUAAGUUACGCAAUUGAAAAAUUACCUUUGAUAUGUAAAUUUUAAGAUAUAAUUACUAAAAAAUACGUAAUCACAAUAUAAGAAAUCGUAAUCACAA
Messenger RNA from Melitaea cinxia (Glanville fritillary), 1831 nucleotides. Its product is annotated as cytochrome P450 9e2-like. Gene Ontology annotation, molecular function: heme binding; oxidoreductase activity, acting on paired donors, with incorporation or reduction of molecular oxygen; monooxygenase activity. The coding region runs from base 150 to 1751 and encodes 533 amino acids. The transcript has 11 exons. The record is from RefSeq and is a predicted model, not a curated record. Lineage: Eukaryota; Metazoa; Arthropoda; Insecta; Lepidoptera; Nymphalidae.